CUGUUUUCCCGUCUGCGGUUCCAUGAGCACCAUCUUCCACUUCCACGUCUGCUUUAAAAUCUGUGUUUAAAUGUUCACUGUCGUCAACUUUCACGUCUGCCUUGACGUCUGCGUUUAGAUGUGCGCUCUCUUCAACUUUCAUGUCUGCGUUGACGUUUGUGUUUGCAUGUACACUUCCUUCAACUUUCAUGUCUGCGUUGACGUUUGUGUUUGCAUGUACACUUCCUUCAACUUUAACGUCUGCGCUUACGUCUGUGUAUACAUCUGAAGGUCGGAUCUACCCUAAAAUGACUAUGUUGAGAACAAAAAUAAUGAGAAUGUCUUCUCAACGACCUUCGACCGGAAACGGAAAGAGGAUGAAAAAAGUGACCGACAUGAGAAUGUUUGGCGAUAAGUCGGCGGAAACAGAAGUUAACUUCAGCAAGACGUUUGAUCCAAUGACGAACCUCCAUCUAUGGACAAUGUGGAGGACCGCCGUGAAUGGUCGAAUAGUGGACGAGUUGCGAGGCAUGGUGACGGAGGACUUUUACCACAACCCGUACGGCAAGUACAUCACGCAGGCGCCGCUCUACAGGUUCAUCAAAUUCGACGAUCACUCGUUCCACCGCGCAGACGAUAUGAUGGACCCUAAAAACACAGCAACAAACAGACUUCAGGCCAACCAGUUCGUGUUUUACGGAGUACCGCGGGUUGUAUUAAAAAAGAAUGGUCGCAGGAAUUAA
This is a messenger RNA of Gigantopelta aegis, 722 nucleotides long. RefSeq lists its product as uncharacterized. The coding region runs from base 141 to 722 and encodes 193 amino acids. The transcript has 2 exons. Lineage: Eukaryota; Metazoa; Mollusca; Gastropoda; Neomphalida; Peltospiridae. The record is from RefSeq and is a predicted model, not a curated record.